Molecule: messenger RNA, 1640 nt
Organism: Mollisia scopiformis
Lineage: Eukaryota; Fungi; Ascomycota; Leotiomycetes; Helotiales; Mollisiaceae
Exons: 3
Coding region: 96-1400 (434 amino acids)
Source: RefSeq, a predicted model, not a curated record
GAAAAUCUGGGCACACGGUAGAAGUACCAACACCUGCACAACUACUCGUUCAUCAUACACCAACGUCCGACAGGGUCUCGAUCAAGACAACGAAAAUGGAGAACAGCGGGCCAGCCAUGGACAUGCUCGUAACAGACCUACACCCUCCUCAACCGGCUCAGGUUAUCAAAGUUGAGCCCGUCAAAUACAUAUCAAUGGACGACUGGAUGCAAGACCAGAUCGAACGAGAUGCACUACAAGCUCAGGAGUCCCGAAAGGAGAGCGGGCCCCCACCAACUAAGAAGCAGAAAAACUCCAUCCCCAGCCUGGGCCCAGAGAUGUUUGCGGUCGAAGAAGAGGCCAGAAAAGCUUUAGGAGAUGAGAAUUGGGUUGGCUUAUUGCAACGAUAUUGUGAUGUAAAUCCUCAACAUAAAGUCAAACACGAGGAACACACUAUCAGCCAACCAUUGCCAAGGUUCCAAUGCAUUACCACGUUAAAGGGAAUUUCAGAAGAAUUUGGAGCUGGCGAUCCCCAGACAGAAUCCCAUCUUGUUUCUUUCAGCAACAAAAAGAUUGCCAAGCAGUAUGCGUCUAAAAAAGCUGUGGACUGGUUGAUAGCAAACAAGUAUAUGCCAGGAGAUGGUAAUGUGACGUUUGCCAUCCCGACACUGCUUCCUUCCGAAUUAGUUUCCGAGCAAGAAGCUUUGAAGACUUUGGCUGAUGAGAAUUGGGUUAACCUUCUGAACCAAUACUGUCAAGCAAAUGGGAAAAGGAUCCCCAAGUACGAGGAAACAAGUGUUGGCUCAAAACCUACCAGAUUCCAAUGUACAAUCACUAUCGAAGGACUUCCAACAUCGUUUGGAUGCACCAAUUCAACAGACCAAGAACUCCUCACCUUCUCUUCCAAGAGACCUUCAAAACAAUAUGCUGCUAAGCAAGCUGUUGAUUGGCUUAUUGCAAACAAUCAUAUGCCCGCUGAUGGUACUAUAAAGUUCCCCAAAGUACCUCAAGUACUCCAACGGACUGCUACUCCUACAGCAACGAUAUCUACAUCUCCCAACCUUCAAGGUACACCAUAUACUGCACAGGUUCCAGACUUGUGCUACCGCCUCAAUAUUCCAGCUCCUUCUUAUGUGUUGAAACCUGCUGCUGCUGUCCCCAAUUGUCCUCUAUGGGACGGCUAUGCUGAUUUCGCUGGCCAUCCACGGUUUGGCGAUGAAGGCAAAGUCGGGAAUGUCGCAAAUGUUGUUGGGAAGAAAAAUGCUAAAGAGGCGCUCGCAAAACAAGUAUUUGUCUUUUUAAAAGGCAUUGAGGCGAACCGGCUAAAGCAAUAUGAGGAAGAGGAUAAGAAGAGGAAGCGCUCGCCCGCCAGUUCACAAACUGAGGUAUCGAGUGCUUCUGCGGUUGGGGUGCAAGCCUGAUGCGUCUGUUAUUUACGCCGUCACUUGGUGAUUGUGUCUGUGAGAGCGAGUUAUGAUUUUGGAAUUUCAUUCGGGGCUUGGGAUAUCAUGAUAUUCCGGUACAGUAACGAAAUUAUGAGGUUACGAAGCUAUGGGACCAUGAGAUGGUACGGGAAGUAGGCAUAGAAAAGUUGUAGCGGCCACUUGAUAGAAUUUAGAGCUCAUUAUAGAGUUAUGCUGCGGUUUAAAUUCUACUAGGAG